This is a messenger RNA of Kwoniella shivajii, 1236 nucleotides long. RefSeq lists its product as uncharacterized. Bases 1 to 1236 code for a protein of 411 amino acids. Gene Ontology annotation, cellular component: cytosol. The transcript has 8 exons. Gene Ontology annotation, molecular function: protein-folding chaperone binding; ATPase activator activity. Lineage: Eukaryota; Fungi; Basidiomycota; Tremellomycetes; Tremellales; Cryptococcaceae. Gene Ontology annotation, biological process: protein folding; positive regulation of ATP-dependent activity. The record is from RefSeq and is a predicted model, not a curated record.
AUGGGUGAACCGAAACCAUUGACUGCUUAUCAACAGACUUAUCACUGGAGGAAUAAGAACUGUGCUCCUUUCGCUUAUGACUGGAUCAAGAAAUCUCUUCCCGGUCUCAAGGUGGAAGAUGGACCUUCAAAUGCUGAGAUCGUGGAUGUUACUAGUGUAACAGGUGAUUGUGACUUAGGUCAACGUAAAGGAAAGAUCCUCACCAUCUAUGAUCUCGAAGUAGAAGCUAAAUGGUCUGGAAAAGCCAAAGAUGGCAGUGAUGUCGAAGGAACUUUGAGAAUCCCAGAAGUCAGCCAUGAAGCUAUCGAUGGACUUUCAGACUACGUAUUUGAAUGGACAGUCACCUCAUCUUCGUCUGGACCAUCAUCCGAAUUAUUAUCCCAUAUCAAAUCAUCUUUCCCAUCUAUAUUAGCUCAAAAGCUUAAUACAUUCCGCGCAGAACUCUUGGCAGCGUAUGGUAAUCCCACAGGAGAUGAUUCUCCUUCUCAAUCAGGAACAUCAACUCCUCAACCUGGUUCAUCCAAUUACGCUCCUGCACCUCCAGCGAAAGCUGUUGAAGUUGAGAAGAGAACGGAAACAGAGUCAAAGAAGGAUGUAGGAAAGACAGUAACGGUAGAAGCUAAAGCGGAUUUACAAGCUUCCGCUGAUGAUUUAUGGGGUUUGUUGACGGAUGAGAAGAAAGUUCCUAUGUGGAGUAGAUCAGCUGCAAAGAUUUCCUUAGCACCUGAUGCUCCUUAUGAAUUAUUCGGUGGAAACGUCCGUGGAAAAAUCAUCUCUGUUGAAGCUCCUAAAAAGCUGGUUCAAACUUGGCAAGCUAGAAGUCCCAGUUGGCCAUCAGAUCACUACGGUACGAUGACCUUGACUCUUAAUCAAGGAUCAGACUCUACAUCUGCUACAUUUACCCUUGAUGGUGUACCUGCUGGAUCCGAGUCGGAAGUUGAGAAAGCUUUGGAUGCAUUUUAUAUCAGAGGUCUAAAACAAAUGGGGUUAGUAAUCUCUUCCUCUUCACGUUCAUUUCCCACUCCCUUAUCAUCGCGAACGUCAAUCUCCUCUUCUACCCGAUCGAAACCCAAAAAACUCCGAAAGAAGUCCUCUCCUCCUGCCAAAGGGUGGUCACCAUCCACCUUGAUUGGAGGGAGCCUAAUAGUCGGUCUGUCGGCGGUGUUGGUCGGGAUAGUUUACACGUCUUUUCCUUCAUCUGGUUCUGGUUCUCGUGCCGGCUCUUCUCGCCCAUAA